Messenger RNA from Canariomyces notabilis, 1749 nucleotides. RefSeq names its product DUF1716-domain-containing protein. The transcript has 2 exons. The coding region runs from base 1 to 1749 and encodes 582 amino acids. Lineage: Eukaryota; Fungi; Ascomycota; Sordariomycetes; Sordariales; Chaetomiaceae. The record is from RefSeq and is a predicted model, not a curated record. Gene Ontology annotation, cellular component: spliceosomal complex.
AUGACAAGUAUUGACGAAAUUUUUCAGGUAUCCUCCACCAACCGCGCCAUUCCCAACCGCCAUGCCCGCGUCCAAGAAGACGACGACGUCGAAGCCGGACCUUUACCCUCCGCAGACCCCGAUACCACACAACCAGAGGAUGAUGACGGGGACUACGGCCCCACCGCGCCGCCCGAUGACGAGGCCGAUGAAGCAGGGGACGAUGAAGAAGGGCGAUUCUUUGGCGGAGGUAUAACCGCGCAAGAGCGGGAGAUAUUAGACUUCAUGGACAGCGCCGAGCCAAGUACAGCGCUGCCUGCGGCUGACGACGCCGAGACAAUAAACCUCGCCUGGCUCAAAAAGAUGGCGCUGGCCUUUGAAAAGAAAAUCUCGCGCAACGCCGAGCUCCGCGCGCGCUUCGAGGCCGACCCGCCCAAGUUCAUCGACUCCGAGGCCGACCUGGAUGCAGCCAUCAAGGCCCUGUCCAUCCUUUCAGAUCACCCGGAGUUGUACGCCGACUUUGCACGGCUCGGGUGCGUGGCGAGCCUGGUCUCCCUGCUGGCGCACGAGAACACAGACAUUGCCAUCGACGCGGUCGAGAUCAUUGGGGAGCUCACGGACGAGGAUGUCGCGGCCAGCGAGGAGCAGUGGAGUGCGCUGGUGGACGCGCUGCUCGAGGCCGAUUUGCUCGGGUUGCUGGUCAGUAACUUUUCGAGGCUGGAUGAAGCCCAAGAGGCGGACCGGGAGGGCGUGUAUCGGGCGCUUGGGGUUCUGGAAAAUCUCUGCUCCAAGAAGGAGACCGCCGAGGUGGUAGGGUCGGACGAAGCGCUGCUAAAGUGGCUGAUACAGCGGGCGAGCAAGAGCGAGAGACCCGUUACCCAGAACACUCAGUACGCCGCCGAAAUCCUGGCGAUUCUGGUGCAAAACUCAGAGAAGAAUCGGCGGAGCUUGAUUGGGUUGGACGCGGUGGAUGCCUUGUUGCAGCUUGUGGCAAGGUACAGGAAGAAGGACCCGGAAAAGGGUGGCGAAGAGGAAGAGUACAUGGAGAAUCUGUUCGAGGCCUUGACCUGCAUCGUUGACGAGCCGGAGGGGAAAGACAAGUUUGUCGAGGCUGAAGGCGUUGAGCUCUGCUUGAUCAUGCUUAGGGAAGGGAAACUCAGCAAGCCUGCUGCGUUACGGUUGCUGGAUCACGCGGCAAAUGGACCGACUGCGACCGCCGUCUGCCAGAAGAUCGUGGAGGCUGGAGGGCUGAAGACGACGUUUACAAUGUUCAUGAAGAAGCACGAUGCGCAAACCACGGAGCAUCUCCUGGGCAUAUUCUCGUCAAUGUUGCGGCUGCUGCCCGCAGAAUCCCCAGAGCGGAUUCGUACGCUAGCCAAAUUUGUGGAAAAGGACUACGAAAAGACGGAGAAACUGGUCAGAACGCGUCGCGACUACUCCACUCGAAUGGCUGCGGUGGAUGCGCGCAUCAAAGAAGAACAAGCAGGAAUGCCCGACCAGGAAAGGGAGGAGAUGGCUGAUGAAUGGUUCUCGAGGCGUCUUGAUGCCGGCCUGUUUUGUCUGCAGACGAUAGACGUAAUCCUGGCAUGGUUGAUCGCGGAAGACGACGGAGCUAGAAAGAGGAUUCAGGCGUUGCUCGCUGACAGGGACGAAACAUUCUCCAUCCUCAGAGAAACCAUCCAGGAGCAGAUUGACGGGAUUGACGCCGAUUCUGAGCAAGCCAGGGAAACGAAGCAGAUGCUAACAGCGCUGACACAAUUCCUACAAUAA